This is a messenger RNA of Ustilago hordei, 1794 nucleotides long. RefSeq lists its product as uncharacterized. NCBI's taxonomy places the organism in Eukaryota, Fungi, Basidiomycota, Ustilaginomycetes, Ustilaginales, Ustilaginaceae. Bases 1 to 1794 code for a protein of 597 amino acids. The record is from RefSeq and is a predicted model, not a curated record. The transcript has a single exon.
AUGUCAGAAAGUCUCAAAUCCUGGCUGUUUUCGCACUGUUCCACUUCAGCCUGCACCGCGCUUUCCGGUAACUUUGAUGUUUGCGAUCUCCCUUUCCUCCCCGGUAAUCGAAUCCAGCUUCUACGCUUCCUAACCUUUCUUCCCUCUCGCUCUCGCUCUCUCUCUUCAUCUUACUCUUCCUCAUCCUCCACCCUCUCUGACAUAUGGGCAUUGGUCGGAGACAGAACACACUGUAUCGCAGCACGAUUUGACUCGAACCGAAUCUCACGCUUCCACGCCGAUUAUCCACUCUCCUUCACCUCUCUCAAAGGAGCGCUGGUCAGUUUGACACAUGUUCGAAUCACUGUAGCGCGGGUAAUGAUCGAUCCACGCUUGGCCGGAGGUGUAGUGGGCGGCUAUAGAAAUGGACAGUGGGCUUUAGUGUUAGAUGUGAAGGGAUGGAAGGUGGUGAGUAGUGUAUCUGAACCUGUUUGGUUCGGGAGGGUCAAGUUGGUUACUAGUCCUAAUGCUGUUCCGGUGGGGGAGGAGGAGAGGGGGAAGAGGAUGAUGCUUUUUUUGACCAAGUGGGUGAGGUUUGAGAAUAUGCAGAUAAGGGCGGAGAGGGAGAGAGACAGGAUGCAGCGCUUAGAACGCCAGAGCGAGCGCGAGGGCGAGGGCGAGGGCGAGGGCGAGGGCGAGGGCGAGGGCGAGGGCGAGGGCGAGGGCGAGGGCGAGGGCGAGGGCGAGGGCGAGGGCGAGGGCGAGGGCGAGGGCGAGGGCGAGGGAGCGGGGGAUGGCGGGAGUGGCAGAGCAGGCUUUCCCACUCCAGCGCAAAGAAGGAGCAAACAAGUGUUGGUUACGAGUUCUAGACAGCUACCGAACUCGCAACCGCCCUGCAAGAGUCAGGUCGGAGCAGGCAAGGGCAAGGAAAGGCAGGUGUUUCAGUCGAGUCAGGCUCACUUACAAGAGGGUGCGAUGUUUAUCACUCCAACCGCAACGACACAGGAGACCGAAGCACUUUGGAACGAUUUUGAUCUAGACGCUGCAGUAGACGUCGAUAUGGAUGAUAUGGAUGUACCGCAAUUCUGGAAUGCCGCUAAUGCCAUCACUACAAUCGAAUCUACCACAAAGAUACAAGCAUCAAAAUCCACACCAGCAGCAACGCAAACUAUCAUAGCAGUGCAAUCUCCAACUCAACCCUCAGCUCAGUCUGAAAUGCAGAGGCAAGCGUCAUCACAAGAUCUAGACCCAGAGGAAUCCGGCCUCUCGGACUACGAACGCAAGACACGUCUUGGUCGUCGAGCUUGCAAACCUACGCAUCACCUGCCACGCUCUGACACUCUUUCCACCACCUCCUCCUGCGUAGACGACACUGGUCUCGAGCCUAAGGGUCUCGAGCUCAAGUAUCUCUCGCCCUCCUUCCCAAUGCUGUCAGGUCUACGGGAAGCGGAAAUGCAAAAGUGGACCAUCGAAAUUGCUUGCAACAAAGGCACUCCAAAACUCACCAAGAUAAGCGACGAUGCUAUCGAAGUGGACAAGAGAAAACUGUGGCAAGAAUAUCGACCAAGUACGCCGAGAAUCCAACCCAACAUUGCUUCUAUCUUAGCAGACGAUCAACAUACAUCCAAAACUGUUCAAUCCAAGACUGUCCAAACCAAGACAGUUCAAGCAAACUCUGUACUCGACACAGCGAGAUCACGAGGUGUAUCUAGCAGUACAGCAAGCAACAAGAUCAAGAACAAGAAACGUCAAGAAGCUAUUGCUGCACUGUAUGUCCAAGUCUUGCUACCUCGAGAAUGCGAAUACGGAAUCUAA